AUUAUAAAUGACAAAUGAAAUGUCAUCAUAACAUAUUAUAUACAUACAUACAUAGAUAGGAAAAGUACUGGACAAUUGGUUUAUGAGUUUAAUGCACAAAAGAAGGGAAUUACGAGAACAAAAGGUAUUUUUAUGAGAGGUGGAGAUUAAACUGGGUCAAAUACAAAAGUGGGGUGAUGUGCUCCUCAUUAGACACAUCCCUGUGUCCCAUGGUAGCAAUGGAUUAGAGCCAACAAUACAAAACCAUCAUCUUCUCCAUCUUCUGCUUCUUCGGUGCCACCUGAUGAACCAAACCGCUCUGUUCCCUCAAAGUUCAAACCUUUCUAUGACCUGCAGCAGCUUCCUCUGUGUGGCUCGGCUCUUCGCUGAGCUCAUUACGGUGAAUCUGAGAAAGCAUCUUGUUGCCAAGCAGCUUCAACACAACACACACACCAGGUAACGCCACAGACCCGCUGCAGUAAACGCUCGUUUCUGUGCGCCGGAUCAUUGCUGGCGCCGGUCCAGACGUCCCUGAGGCAGCAAUUAAUGAUCGCACAGAUCAAUUGUGUCCCCUGCUGCAUUUCCUUUGAAGAGCAUGAAGGUUCUGCAGAAAACGAGAGCAUUUUAGUCAUUUGCUACAACAACAAAAAGCCCACGUGUAAAAAUAUUUAUAAUCUAAGUUUGUUUUCUCCAGUAUGUCGAGAACCGUUUGAUUCCCACCCCCUUUUCUACAUGUGUGUUCCUGAGCCCCAAAUAGCUGAUGAAUGAGGAAGUGAUGUUGUUUUUCCUCUCUGCAGGUUUUUACUUUUACGUAAUCAACCCCAAAGUUCCUUGUUUCCUGGUGGUUCCAGGUCUGAAUGCUUUCUCUGUGUCGGACGACACGACGGCCCCUCACGCCUGCUCGCCUUCACCUGUCAUGUUCCUAUGAGCUCACUGCUGUUUCCUCCACAGCGCGUUCUCUGGUACGUCGUGGGCUGCGUAUACUGUACAUCAGUUGGAGCUUGUCUGCAUGUGAGCGAGAGACAGAGAGAGAGAGAGAGAGAGAGAGAGAGAGAAGAACACCACUCUGCCCCGACACACUCCCCAACUGCUACCUACCGCUGCUCUGCCGUUGCCAUGGAUACAGUGCCCUCUCUCACUCCCCCUCGCUCCUCUCCCUUGGUGGGUAUGAAGGGAUGAGGCUGGAGGAGAAAGAAGAGGAGAAAUGGCUCUGACUGUUACCUCUGCGUCAUAUUCAUACCAGUGCAGCUGAGAGCCCCCCCUCCCUUUCCCUUCGUCCUCCUCCACCUCCUCUUCCCUUCCUUCCCUCCUUUCCUCCUUCCUUCUGAACAUCCAAUUUGCACACUGCUAGAUCUUCCCCUCCAUUUGUGCCUCCGAUCUGCAUCUGCUCAUCGCUCUCUCUCUCUCUCUCUCUCUCUCUCUCUCUCUCUCUCCGCUGGCCCAGCUUGGUUUCUUCUGCGUGGCUGACCCAGGCGGACUUUUUCAAGCGAGCGUGGGCACAGAAGCAAAAGCAGGACAAAGAGUUGGCCCGUGCGAGCAGCGUGUGGACUGAGCGCAGUUACAUCGUUCCGAGCAGAGCCCAACAUGUGAGAAGAUGUCUGUUGGAGGUUGUGCUUGUCCCGGCUGUUCGUCAAAGUCAUUCAAGCUGUACUCUCCUAAGGAGCCCCCCAACGGCGGCAGCUUUCCCCCCUUCCACCCAGGCGCUAUGCUGGACAGAGAUGUGGGGCCUACACCCAUGUACCCUCCGUCAUACAUGGAGCCUGGAAUGGGGAGACCCACACCGUACGGGAACCAGACGGACUACAGGAUAUACGAGCUGAACAAACGGCUACAGAACUGGACGGAGGACUGUGACAAUCUGUGGUGGGAUGCCUUCACCACGGAGUUCUUUGAAGAUGACGCCAUGCUCACCAUCACUUUCUGUCUUGAAGAUGGACCCAAACGAUACACCAUUGGCAGGACGUUGAUUCCGCGCUACUUUCGAAGUAUUUUUGAGGGGGGUGCCACUGAGCUGUUUUAUGUUUUGAAGCAUCCAAAAGAGUCCUUCCACAGUAACUUUGUGUCACUCGACUGUGAUCAGUGUACCAUGGUGACCCAGAAUGGCAAACCCAUGUUCACACAGGUUUGUGUGGAGGGCCGUCUGUACCUAGAGUUCAUGUUUGAUGACAUGAUGAGGAUCAAGACAUGGCACUUCAGCAUCAGACAGCACAGAGAGGUUCUACCAAGGAGCAUUUUGGCAAUGCAUGAUCCACAGAUGCUCGAUCAGCUGGCUAAAAAUAUCACCAGAUGUGGACUGUCUAAUUCCACACUCAACUACCUCCGUCUAUGUGUGAUAUUGGAGCCCAUGCAGGAGUUGAUGUCCAGGCAUAAGACCUAUAGCUUAAGCCCAAGAGACUGCCUAAAGACCUGCCUCUUCCAGAAGUGGCAGCGAAUGGUAGCACCUCCAGCUGAGCCAGCCAGACAAGCUCCAAAUAAGCGGCGGAAAAGGAAGGUGUCCGGCGGAAGCACCGUAAGCUCAGGCGGAGGCAGCAAUAACAACAGCAACAGCAAAAAGAAGAGCCCAGCCAACAGCUUUUCACUCUCCAGCCAGGUACCUGACCUGGUUGGAACAAAAACCUGUACAGUGCCGGAGCUUGAGGACCGGAGUUGAGAACCACUACGCUAAAUGUUAAACACACACCCAACCACCCACACACACGCACACACAAACACAAACAAACAUUAAUAUACACACACACACACACACACACACACACACACACACACACACACACACACACACACACACACACACACACACACACAGUCCCUCUCUCUUUCUUUCUUUCUCUCUCCCUCUCUACCAACACACCUACACACACUCACCUACAACACGAAACAUUGAGGUACUGGAGAGGCAGCAUGUCUGGACCAGAGCACCAGAUGCUACAGAAGUGUGUUUUCAUUUUCUAUGUUUUAGACUUGUUUUGAGUUGUUUUUUUUUCAUUCAUUUUUGUAAACAGACAAGCAAGCAAACAAACAAACCCCCAGAAAUUCUUUGCACUGUUUUCCACUGUUAACUCCAAUCUAUUUUUCUUAUGAAUUGACAGUGUAUCUAGUUUUCUUUUCUAUUAUUGCUAAUGUAAGAACUGUAAACAUCUGAAAACUGCAGUGUAUUAAUGUAUAAGUAUUGCUGUUAGAUCAUUCUUAUUGUGAUGGUAAUAACUCUUAUGUACAUCUAUGCUUGAUAUAAAGUCAUCUGUGUCUCACACUGUCAUCAGGUCCAUUGUCAUUGUGCUUCUAAAACACUACGGUGAGAACAAAGCUGGUGUUUUAUUACUGUACUGCAUCUUGUUCGAUGUGAGUCCAAAGCAGCACACUGAAAACCUCUUCCUCCGCUAAGUUUCCAUCGCACACCUGGUCAGGAUCUGUCGUCUUGUCAUUGGAGAACUGUUUGCUUUGUCUGGGAAUUGCUCUCUGGGGGUCCUCUCGUUCCGAGGACGAUAACGGAAAACAAAUUUGCUACUCAGAAUAUUUUAAAAACAAGUUUUAACAGGAUUGUAAAAUAAGAAAAAAAAACUUUUGUAUUAACUUAAGUUUCCCAGAAAUGUUGUAAUCACAAUUAAGAAAGCUGCAGACCAAGGAGCUACAUGUAAAGAUUCUUUAGAUAUUGAUUACACUGCGCUGUUUUAUGAAGAAUCAUUUGUUGGCUUUACUCCUCAUGUUUGUGUCUGUGCUUGUAUAUUUUAGGUAGUACUUUCUGUAAAGGUUAUGCUAUGUAUUCCUCCCUAGAAGUAUGAGAAACAAUCUAAUGUAAAGAGAUGAGAAGCCUCUUUAAAGUUUUUUAAACGUGAUUUUUAAUGGUACAAUCACUGAUAAAAGAAUUUUGCCCUCAUUUUAGCAAACUGUAUUUAUUUUUCUAUGUACUGACAUUCUGUUAAGGUCCAACCCUCCUGUGUAAGACUCAUGGGGAGAUAUGGAGGAGUCUGUGGGGCCUCUGGGUCAGUUAAUGCUAACAGAGGUCAACCCAUCACGUGUUUUUUGACAUUUGGAUCCCAGGUAAUUCUUGCCUGUUUUAUUUCAGUGGUUCGGUAUGUUCACAAUAAAGAGAGAUUUGUUAGCCA
This is a messenger RNA of Betta splendens (Siamese fighting fish), 4082 nucleotides long. RefSeq names its product LIM domain binding 1a (gene ldb1a). The record is from RefSeq and is a predicted model, not a curated record. The coding region runs from base 1574 to 2629 and encodes 351 amino acids. Gene Ontology annotation, molecular function: LIM domain binding. The transcript has 12 exons. Gene Ontology annotation, biological process: nervous system development; negative regulation of transcription by RNA polymerase II; positive regulation of transcription by RNA polymerase II. Gene Ontology annotation, cellular component: nucleus; transcription regulator complex. Lineage: Eukaryota; Metazoa; Chordata; Actinopteri; Anabantiformes; Osphronemidae.